This is a messenger RNA of Neltuma alba, 726 nucleotides long. RefSeq lists its product as uncharacterized. The transcript has a single exon. The record is from RefSeq and is a predicted model, not a curated record. The coding region runs from base 1 to 726 and encodes 241 amino acids. Lineage: Eukaryota; Viridiplantae; Streptophyta; Magnoliopsida; Fabales; Fabaceae. Gene Ontology annotation, molecular function: RNA-DNA hybrid ribonuclease activity; nucleic acid binding.
AUGGGAUUACAGGAUUCAAAUUAUAAGAUAUUGAUGAUGGGUUACAUACACACCAUUUCAUUUGUGGUCCAAGUUACAGCAAAAGCUAUGGCUUCUGAAUGUGGUCACUCUAAUGGAUCUACUUCUCAUAACGGGUCUGAAGAAGAUGGAAGAAGAAGAACUGAUGAAGAUGAUGGAAGAAGAACUGAUGAAGAAGAUGGGAGUUCUUCAUCAUCCAUUAAAUGGAUAGCUCCAGUAGGGAAUUGGCUAAAAAUAAAUACUGACUGUGCUUUUUCUGAUGAACUGGGAAUUGCAGCAAUGUGUUUUAUAAUCAGAGAUUCAAAUGGAUGGCUCUUAGAUCUCUGGAAUUUCAGAUGCAGUGCUGAUCAAUCUCCUUUGCUCAUUGAGCUCAAAGCUAUGGAAUCUGCAAUGAGCUAUGCAAUCAACAAUGAACUUGAUGAGGUAAUUUUUGAAUCAGAUGAUAAAACUUUAAUUGAUUGUAUUCUCCAGCAGAAUGUUCCAUCUGAUUCAUCUGGGUGUGAUGCGUUGCUUGAAAGUAUCAAUUUUUUGAGGACUCUGAUAAAGACUCAUAGGUUUGUUUGGGUUCCCAAAGAAGCAAAUUUGGUAGCUAAUUGGAUUGCCAAUACUUCUUUGAAGCAGGACUUUUGCCUUGUGAAUUGGAUCCUCAGACCUCCCACUGUUCUACAAGAUCUUGUUAUGAAGGAUCUCAGAGAUUCAAGAUGUUAA